Pollicipes pollicipes is the source of this 3060-nucleotide messenger RNA. RefSeq names its product putative cytochrome P450 6a13. The transcript has a single exon. Lineage: Eukaryota; Metazoa; Arthropoda; Thecostraca; Pollicipedomorpha; Pollicipedidae. Gene Ontology annotation, molecular function: iron ion binding; oxidoreductase activity, acting on paired donors, with incorporation or reduction of molecular oxygen; heme binding. The record is from RefSeq and is a predicted model, not a curated record. Bases 150 to 1688 code for a protein of 512 amino acids.
CGGGUGUGGUUGCUGCUGCUAUAGCACGAAGUGCGAGGAAGCGGGGAUAGCGCGCUACCCUUGACAACCGCCGGAAGCAGCUGACCCGGCUGCAGGUGUGCGGCCGGCUGGCAGACCUGUGAGUGAGAGUGCGUCAGUGAGGCAGCGCCAUGUUGGGCUGGCUGCUGUCGGUGCCGCUGGCGGUGGCCCGCUGGCUGCUGUCACCGAUUCCGCUUGCGGUUCUGGUGGUCACCCUCGUGUACGCCUACUUUAGGUACACCAAAGACUUCGACUUCUGGCCCUCACGCGGCGUGCCUGGGCCGAAGGCUACACUGCCCUGGGGAAACGAGUAUGGGAUGCCGUUCAUGGCGCCGAUGGUCGAGUUCGAGCAGUGGCUCUACAGCGAGCACGGCGGCAAGAAGUACUGCGGCUACAUGGAGAUGAACCGGCCGGUGCUCUUCGUCGGCGACCCUGACCUGAUCCGGGCCAUCAGUAUCAAGGACUUCGAGUACUUCUCCGACCGACGAGACUUUGGCGAAUUAGAAGAUAUGAAGGGAGCUCUGAGCGCCGUCAACGGGGAACUGUGGAAGAGCACACGAGCCGUCAUGUCGCCCACGUUCUCCGCCAGCAAGAUGAAGGCCAUGCACCAGCUGACGCUAGACAACGCUACCAACCUGAACAAGUAUGUGCUGGAAGACAUGCAGGAGAAGGGGGAGGUGGAGAUGAAGGACGCAUUCGGGCGAUAUACUAUGGACAACAUCGCCUCCUGCGCCUUCGGCGUUAACUGCAACUCUUUCGUUGACCCGAACACUAAAUUUGCAACGAACGCCGCAAAGUUGUUCAGUCCUGGGAUGCUUGGAAUGCUCCGUAGCAUUGCAAUGUUAACCAUCCCGCGCUCAAUUGCUUCAAAAAUCCCUAACCCGGACAAGGAAGUGUAUCAGUUUUUCGGAGACGUCAUCAACACAACCAUCGCUCAUCGGGAGAAGCACCCAACGUCCCUGCGAGACUUCCUGCAGCUGCUACUGGACACCAAGGACAAGGACGGCAAUCGCGUGCUCAGCACCACCAGCAUUGUCAGUCAGUCGGUGCUCUUCUUCUUCGCCGGGUACGACACGACGGCCACGCUAUUGACGUUCGCUGCUUACUGCCUGGCCACCAGUCCCGAGGUGCAGCGUCAGGCGCAGCAGGAGGUGGACGAUGUUGUAACCAACCACGGCGGUCAGCUGACGUACGACGCCGUGAUGGAGAUGUCCUACAUGGACCGGGUGCUGUCCGAGACGCUGCGCAUGUACCCACCAGCCACGCGGAUCGAGCGCUUAUCGACCAAGGACUACACUCUGCCCGGUACGAACGUCCACCUGCCCAAGGGCACGCUGGUGCAGAUACCGGUAUUCGUGCUCCACCGUGACCCGGACCACUACCCGGAUCCGCUGCGCUUCGACCCGGACCGCUUCCUGCCCGAGGAGAAGGAGAAGCGUCACCCGUGCGCCUACAUACCGUUCGGUGUCGGACCGCGUAACUGUAUCGCCAUGCGGUUUGCACUGUUCGAGGCGAAGGUGGCGCUGGCGACACUGCUCCGAAAGGGCACGCUGCUGCCGACGGAGAAGACGCCUCCACCUCCCCUUCCGCUUGACAAGAAGACGUUUAUCACCGCGCCUGAGGGCAAGAAACUGCAUUUGAAGGUGGAACUGAGAGCCAGUGACGACUAGGGUCAGUAAUGACCUCGCAGCAGUGUCAGUCCAACGACGGGUCACGCCCAGAGGGACGCUGAUCAAAUUAGCUGGACCUAGUUGCCCCGAGCCUUACAUGGAAUGCUCGCCAUUUUAAGAUAUUGAAUGUAGCAUUAGAUGUGAGCAUUAGCAUUAGAUGACACGAAAUCAUUUCACUUACAAGUAUUGGUACACUUUGAAGUGGAAAAUGCCGCUUAGACAGCAAAAUUUCUAUAUUUUGUAAUUCUGCUCAAUAUGUGAUUGUUUUAUUGCGUCAUGGAAAGUUUGUAUGACAGCGUUCCCUUGUGGUUUUUCAAUCUCCUGAGAGAUCGCAAUAUGGGCUGAAAGUGUUCUGUGAGCCAACUAUCGUGAUGUGCGCGUGUUUCGGCCCCUCCCCGUCGGGGUUCUGACAUUUUUCCUUGAGUUUAAGACAUUUAUUUGCGCCCACAUGUUCGGUUUUAACGCUAUUCCUAAGUUGUCCCAUUAUGUUAUUAUUUCCUCAGUAACCGGGACGAAGCUAGAACGUCUUGUAUGGUGUAGCAUAAAAUAUAAUUCGUGUUAGAAACAUGUACAUCUUGCUUAACACUGAUUGGGAGCCAAUUGACGACCGUUAUAGCUGAAAAUCGUGCUUACGAGCCCCAGAUAUGAACGGCUUGAUGAUAAUAUCUGUUUUACCUUGAACAUCGCAUAGACAGUCGAGUGGCAGUACUUAAAUGAGUUAUGACAUCAUGAAUGUCGUAGUAACCUUGAAGUACUCUGCACAAAAUAGUCUGCACAUCUUGGCGGGGGUGCAGCUCAGAAGUAAGAGACAUUUUGGUCUCCAGAGGGGCAGGGCUUUGAGCGGUACUAAAUGAUCUUCAAGAUAACUUUCAGUACAUAAAUCUGGUACAAAUAUGGAACACUCUCAGCUUCUGCACUACGGGAAAGUUUGACUUCAGUGGCGGAAGGACAAGGUGAUUGAAAGCAGCAAUGUAACAUUCGUUGGUCUUCACGCUGCGUGAGAAUGCUCAUUCUUGGGGGACUGAACAUGAAUUUUCCAGUAUACUAGGCAUGGUGGUCUACGAGUCUGUCAUGUAUGAGUAAAACAAUUGCAAGAUGGGGCAGUGGCGGGGGCGGCAUAUCAAGGCCGACGGAACCACCAGAUCGGAUCACCCCUACAUGAGCACUCAGGAGGUGAAUGUAAACAAUUCAAUUUUUAAAAAAUAUAUAUUGUGUCACCUUAAACGCAAUUUAGAUAAAAUUUUAGCUCGAUGAGUCUAGUGGCGUUCCACGUAAUGAAAAUGCUGUCACAACCUGUCACUGCAGAGCAUCGACAUGCUGUACCAUUUCCAAACAUGUACUCGGUGGAAAUGAAAUAAACCGCUGUUCAUGA